UUUGCAAUGUGAUGAUGUCACUACGUAGCGACGCUCGAUCGAAUGACACGUACAGUUAGUAAACAAGGAUAGCCAUAAAGUUUUUGUCGAAGGAAAGAAAAGACAAGGAAUAAAGCUAGCUGGCUAACGUUAGUGCCAAGUACGUUUAUGGUAUGUAUUACUAUUUUCUUCGUUAACAUUUUAUGCUGUUUUAGCUAACGUAACUAUUUGAGUUUAAAUUAUGUCUAAGUAACGUUAGCUAGCUAGUGUAGUUAGUUAACGUUAACUAACGCACAGUCUCGUUGGUAACUUUACAUGAAUCUUUGUCAUUUCCUUGUUUUUAGAUCUGCCAAGAUCUCAGAAACCUGACACAAUAUGAACGUGUUUGACCGCAGCAUCAAAUUGGAUGUUCUCCUCAAGUUCUCCCAAAUGUAAGCAGAAUGCAGAUAAUAAUGCUCUGUAUAAUGCAGCGCCAUACCAAGGAUAAUUACAACUAACCCAAGAUAGUUAAUCUGUUGUUUUCAAUGGGAACAAAUGAAACAUGGUGGAUAGAACAAGUAAGGGCAGAGCCAAGCACGAACUAGCAUGUAUUUGCAUAUUUAUUUUCUUUAGCAAAAAAAUCAUUCUGUGGAGUGCGUGUGUAAUAACUCAAUUCGCCCUUACACUCCUUCCAAAGAACGCAAUUUUUUAGAAACUUUGACAUGGGUCACGUCUACAAAACAGAACUGUAUUGAGAUCUGGCUUUACUUUGAUGAGAAAAUCAGCAGAAUGCCAGCCCAGUUCCAUCUCGCUCCAUACUCUCCCACUGCCAGCCACUGACUGGGCUUCCUCUCCUCACCAUAUUUGAUGGGGAAUGGAAAUUCCAACUGGAUGCUUCAGAUUUAUACAUCCGGUGAAACCUUGUUCUAUCUUUCCAUGCUUAUAGUAGCUAGCUAAGUUACUGAGAUGACAUGGUUAACACAAUGCUUUUCCCAGUUCCCAAUCUACCCAGUUACACCUGAAGAAUGUCUACUCCAGCUUGGCAGUUUGCAUGUUCGUGGCUGCAGCAGGCUCCUACGUCCAUGUUGUCACACGGCUCUUUCAGGUAAACAGCAAGCACACCACCCGAUAAUAAUAGACAAACAUUGGUAAAUACAGUAACGUUCAGAUAGAUUUUAGGCAAUGGUGAAGCUAUAACUACUAAAAAAUACUACUGGCUUUAUCCUAUUCCACUAGGGUGGUUUGCUGACUCUUCUGGGUUCCCUGGGCAUGGUGGUUUGGUUGUCCAUGACGCCACACAACCCAGAGACUGAGAAGAAGAGACUGGCUAUCCUUGCAGGGUUUGCUUUCUUCACAGGUAAAUUCAGGGCUCAAGACAGACAAUUUUGUCUCUUAUUGACUGUUAAUUUGUCAGUCAUUGGGGGAAAAAAACUAAUUGUUAUAAAACAGGUUGUUUGGAUCCUGGAUGCUGAUUGGUUGAUAGCAGGGAGUUAGUUAUUCACCACAAUCCCAGGGUAAUGCCAGUUAACAGUUCAAUGUAAAUGAUCAAUGGGCAUCCACUGUCCAUUGCAAUUCACAGCCAGGCAAUUCAUGAACUUAAUCUCCCCUGAAGUCAAAUUGACUUUUUCUUUCUCACCAGGUGUUGGUCUUGGACCGGCAAUGGACUUUGUCAUCACCAUUAACCCAAGGUAGAACAUCUAGGCCUAUGUGCUAUUAAAUAUUGUUGGAAAUAAUUUCUUAGGACUAUUUGUUAUUCAAUUGAGUCAAGAAGACUUUGUCCUUAAAUUGUGUCUUUGUCUGUCUGGUCUCUCUCUAGCAUCAUUGUGACAGCCUUCCUUGGAACCUCAAUCAUCUUCGUCUGCUUCACUCUCAGUGCCCUGUACGCCAAGCGUAGGAGCUACCUCUUCCUAGGAGGUACAAAGAUGUUCUACGCUAUUCAGUAGCAUAGUUAUCUGUUCUGGUCAUAUCUUAACUAACUUGAAUAAACCCCUUUGCUCCUUGAGGAGCACAAGUCAUUCACAAAUGUCACAGAAUUCGUGUUAAUUUAGUCAAGAUAUAACCCCCCAAAAAUAUAUUGAAACAAUGUGUUCGUUUUCUUCUCAGGUACUCUGAUGUCUGGCGUAUCCAUCUUGUUCCUGGUGUCUGUGGUGAACAUGUUCUUUGGAUCAGCGAUACUCUUCAAGGUAGCCUAAAUAUUUAUAGAGCCAUCUCUCACGACUUGGAUGUGAAGUGAUUCCACUCAUACAUUUGGAAGUGUGUAAUAUAAUUGUGUGAGGAGGUCUCACUCAGCAAGGUGACUCAGAUGUAACAUGGCUCUUCUCUUCACUAACAGGCUCACAUGUACCUGGGGCUGGUCAUUAUGUGUGGCUUUGUUCUGUUCGACACUCAGCUCAUCAUUGAGAAAGCAGAGAACGGAGACAAGGACUACAUCUGGUAAAGCUUUAUAAUAUUCCACCAAAUAAGCAGUUGUAAAACGUUUUACUUGCUGGUGUAUUAGAAUGAAAUAUAUAUUUUAAAUGAAGUAAUUGUUUUUCUUUUGAAAGGCAUUGCGUGGACCUGUUCCUCGACUUUGUGACCAUUUUCAGAAAACUCAUGAUUCUUCUUGCCAUGAAUGAGAAGGUAAUGUUUUAUUUUCCCCAAAGACAGAAUAUUAAUCUCAUGUAAUGUUGACUUUUUCUCAUACUAGCACAUUUCACAAUAUGCAAAUGGUGAUAUUUGAUAUUUUCAGGACAAGAAGAAAGAGAAGUAGAUCCAGUUGAAGUUUCAAAUUAAAAAUGAACUGUGACAAGGAACACAACCAGUGUCUGCAGUACUAUUUGUCAUUCUUGGUUACUUUUUGUGCUUUGAUUUGUGCUUGCAAAAGGAAGUUAUGAUAAGGUUGUAUUUUAGGCCACUGCUGCAGUGAUAAUGCUUGUCCUGUAGGUAGAGUAGUUGUAUGAAGGCCUACAUAAGCAGAACUGAACUCUUUUUGUGCCAUAAAAAAAAAACGAAUACAAGGUUUUCAGCA
Molecule: messenger RNA, 2965 nt
Organism: Coregonus sp. 'balchen'
Lineage: Eukaryota; Metazoa; Chordata; Actinopteri; Salmoniformes; Salmonidae
Source: the annotation of a GenBank genome assembly